Molecule: messenger RNA, 1080 nt
Organism: Plenodomus lingam JN3
Lineage: Eukaryota; Fungi; Ascomycota; Dothideomycetes; Pleosporales; Leptosphaeriaceae
Cellular component (GO): cytoplasm
Molecular function (GO): alcohol dehydrogenase (NAD+) activity
Source: RefSeq, a predicted model, not a curated record
AUGGCGACUACCGAGCUGCCCAAGAAGUACAAGGCGGUAGUCUACGACAAGCCAGGAGCAAUCUCUACCAAGAUUGAGGAACUGGAUAUGCCUGAGCCAGGCGCAGGGGAGGUUCUCAUCAACCUGACACAUAGCGGAGUCUGUCACUCCGAUAUGGGCGUCAUGAUGAACGCUUGGAGCAUACUCCCCUUCCCAACGCAAGCAGGCCAAGUCGGUGGCCAUGAGGGAGUUGGCAAGAUCGUCAAGAUGGGACCGGGCACCGACAAUGCCGCCGUCAAGGUUGGUGACCGUGUCGGCAUCAAGUGGAUGGCUGGUGUCUGCGAGGCAUGUGAGGCUUGUCGAGCGGGAAUGGAUGCGCAUUGCUUCAGCGGCAAAAUAUCGGGUUACUACACCCCGGGUACAUUCCAACAGUACGUCCUCUCCCCCGCCAACUACGUGACCCCCAUUCCCGACGGCCUGGACUCGGCCGCCGCCGCACCGCUUCUCUGCGCAGGCUUGACUGUCUACGCGGCACUUCGCAAGGCAAACGUGGAAUCGGGGAAAUGGGUCAUCAUUUCAGGGGCUGGAGGCGGACUGGGACAUUUGGCAGUUCAAUUCAGCGCAAGAGCCAUUGGCCACCGCGUCAUCGGCAUCGACCAUUCGAGCAAAAAGGACAUUGUUCUUGAAUCCGGAGCGGAGCACUUCAUCCCCGUAGACGGUACAAAGGAUAUGGUGGAGGCGGUCAAGGCACUCACCAACGGACUCGGUGCGCAUGCUGCUAUUGUAUGCACGGCAAAUAAUAAUGCGUAUGCGCAAUCUGCGGAACUGCUGCGAUUUGAUGGACGGGUGGUAUGUGUUGGUAUUCCCGAGGGCGAGGCGAUCCCGAUAAAGAGUGCGUCCCCAGGACUAUUCGUGGGCAAGUCACUGCAGAUUAUGGGGUCUGCGGUGGGAAGUAGAAAGGAGGCGAUUGAGACGAUGGAUUUUGCGGCCAGGGGCAUUGUCAAGACGCACUAUCGGACGGAAAAGAUGGAGAAGUUGACAGAGGUGUUUCAGGAAAUGCAUGAGCAGAAGCUGCAGGGGCGUGUUGUUUUGGAACUGUAG